AUGGCAGCGUCUAAAGAAUGUCUUCAAAUGGCAAUAAGCCAACGCAUAGCGUUACUUCUACUGCAAGAACCAUAUGUAGGUGCAAAAGCACAUGUAACCUGUAAUCGUCACGUAAUUCAAAAACCUACUAGUAACAGAGAUAAACCGGUUAAAUCGGCAGUCAUCGUUGUUGAUCCAACUUACUUAAUCAUAGAAAAUCCAGAGCAUGUUAGCGAAAAUAUAGUAGGGUUUAUAGUUAAAAUAGGAAAAUUUGAAGUAGGCAUUAUAAAUGUAUAUUUAGAGAAAGACGGUAACAUAGAAGAAGAUACAAGGAAGAUAACAAGAAUUGUGCAUGAUAUGGCUACGGAAAACGUUAUCCUAACAGGCGACUUUAAUGCAAGGAGUCUCUGGUGGGGGAGCAGAGCGGAGGACAAGAGGGGUUUACUUUUAUCGGAAAUGAUAGCUGAACUGGAUAUGAAUGUUUUAAAUCAGGGCAGUGAAUCCACUUUUUACCAAUACCGAGGAGGAAAGUUAUAUAGCAGCAUAGUGGAUGUGACCUGCUGUACGUCGGCAAUCCUACAUAAAAUGGAAAGAUGGAGGGUUGACCCUAAUUUUGUUACACUAUCUGAUCAUCGAGCCAUACAAUUUCAAAUGAAGGUCAAAACGGAUAAACAGAGUGUCGCGGUCAGAAAUUCUACUCGCUUAUUUAAUACAGCCAAGGCAAACUGGUCUCUCUUCAGAAACGACCUUAAAGAAAAAUUAGAAAAGGAGAACGUAACAGAAAAUAAAAUAAAAACCAUAGAUACACCAGAGGAAUUGGAUGAUAUCGUGGACUCAUAUGUCAAACAAGUAAAAUUAGCCUGCCAGAAAUCCAUACCAACUAUCUCUAAGAAUGUAUAUAAAACCUGUACACCAUGGUGGAACACGCAGCUAGAAGCAGAACGAUGCAAAGAUAUACGACUCAGAAGAAGAAUAAAAUUUGCCAAUGAGAGACGAAAACCGUACGUUAUCCAGGAUUUUGUAGAAGCAAAAGAAAAAUAUAUUAAUAAUAUAAUGACAGCAAUAACUACGAGCUGGAAAGAACUAUGCACUAAACAAGAAAAAGAAACUGUAUGGCAAAGUAUGUACAGAAUAAUAAAAAAAUGUAGCGCAUCUAACCAAGACAAACUGCUGAAAUCAGGCGAUGAAAUUCUUAACGCUAAUGACUCAGCAAUGUUAUUGGCAAAAUCUUUUUACCCAGAUGACGAUAAAAACAUAGAUACUGAAGAACAAACCAGAAUACGAGAUAAAGCGGAUAAAAUAACUAAAGAACUUAGAAAAAGCACGACCAUUUCUCAUCGUAGUUUUACAGAGAUAGAAAUAGAGGCAGUUCUAGAUAAAAUGGACCCCAAAAAGGCGCCUGGCGAAGAUGGCAUCACGUCAGAUAUUUGCUAUCAGUCAUAUAAGACCAUGCCUUCAACACUAAUGGCUAUCUACAACAAGAGUCUCGAAAUAGGUUAUUUCCCAAAGAUCUGGAAAAAUACCAUAAUAAAAUAA
This is a messenger RNA of Parnassius mnemosyne (clouded apollo), 1515 nucleotides long. NCBI's taxonomy places the organism in Eukaryota, Metazoa, Arthropoda, Insecta, Lepidoptera, Papilionidae. The record is from the annotation of a GenBank genome assembly.